UCACAAAAUUACAGGAUGGAGACAUGUGUCUCUCUUCCUGGUUCCUACUGCUGUAUAAACAGAAAAGGUCGACCUAAUAACACUUAUCGAACACCCAUGGCAACUCAGGUCCACCGGCCACAUCUUGUGGGGAUAUUCUUCUUACCGAACAAACCAUGCAUCCACAGUCGCAGUUGGCCUUCAUUUUCCGUAAGGCCAUGGCCACAACCCCAGAAAAAAUAUAGGAAAAACACCAGGGUUGGCUAUGUCCCCAGCAACAUUAAAGCAGUAGCAGUAGCAGUAGCAGAAGCAGAAGCAAGUGGAACCGAGAUUUCCACUUCUGUCAAGGCAACUGCAGGAGUUACCAUGAAAUCACCAAACUUGCUUGGCGGAUCACUCCUUUUAGAGCUUGUUAGUGCAGAGCUUGAUCCUCAGACGGGAUCACAGAAGAAGCCGAUUAACGCGAAUGCUCACCAAGUACUCCCAAAGGAUGGCCCAGAGGGUGGCCCAAAGGAUGGCCCAAAGAAUGGCCCAAAGGAUGCGAUUUUUGAGUCAAAAUUUGUGAUUCCUGGUGACUUUGGGGAGAUUGGUGCAGUUCUAGUGGAGAAUGAACACUCCAGUGAGAUCUACCUCCAGCAUAUAAUCCUCGAUGGCCUCCCAAAUGGCCCUAUUAGAUUUCACUGCGGUUCAUGGAUUGAGCCCAAAUCUGAUAAUUCUAGGAAGAGGCUCUUUUUCACCAACAAGUUAUACUUACCAUCACAAACACCAGAAGGCUUGAAGAACUUAAGAGAAAAGGAACUUGAUAGUUUGCGAGGCAAUGAUGAAGGAGAGCACAAGACCUCUAAUAGGAUCUAUGAUUAUGACGUAUAUAAUGAUUUGGGUGACCCUAACAAUCCUAAAUUGGCGCGACCGGUGCUUGGUGGCAGCAAACAAUAUCCAUACCCUAGACGAUGUGGAACUGGACAUCUACAAUAUAAGACUGAUCCUUGUUCAAAGAUGAGUAACAGCUUCUAUGUGCCAAGGGAUGAAAAAUUCUCUGGGGUGAAGGAGAAAUCAUUUAGAGGAAAGACAAUAGAAUGCGGGUGGCACGCGGCAAUUGCGCAUCUAGACAAUCCAACAAAGAGUGAAUUUCUAUACCUCUCAGAUAUAUUCAAAUUAUACUACGAAGGAAUCAACUUGAGUAGUCCUGUGAAUCGAGGAUUUUGGCAACGGGUUUGGAACGUCUUGCUUAAUGUUAAAGAUGAUUUCCUGAAAUUUAAACCCCCUGCACUGUUUCUCAAGGACAAGUUUUCUUGGUUGUGGGAUGAAGAAUUCUCACGCCAAACUCUUGCCGGUAUUAACCCAUGUAGUAUAAAGUUGGUUACGGAGUGGCCAUUAAAGAGCACACUGGACCCUGAUGUCUAUGGUCCUCCUGAGUCGGCAAUCACCACAGAGUUGGUCGAGCGAGAGAUAAGAGCCUUCAUGACUAUUGACGAGGCAUUAGAACAAAAGAAGCUAUUCAUAAUAGAUUACCACGACUUGUUAUUACCAUAUGUGAGCAAAGUGAGGCAGAUCGAAGGGACAACACUGUAUGGUUCCAGGGCACUUUUUUUCCUAACCCCUGACGGCACCUUGAAGCCUCUAGCCAUCGAACUCACGCGCCCACCAAUAGAGGGGAAGCCACAGUGGAAGCAAGUUUUCACUCCCACAUCGGAAUCUACAGGUCGCUGGCUAUGGAGGUUAGCCAAAGUUCAUUUCCUCGCUCAUGACUCCGGUUAUCAUCAGCUUGUUAGUCACUGGUUGAGAACUCACUGUGUAACAGAACCUUACAUAAUUGCAACAAAUCGGCAACUCAGUGUAAUGCACCCCAUCUACAGACUAUUACAUCCUCAUUUCCGGUACACAAUGCAUAUCAAUGCUCGUGCUCGAGAAAGUCUCAUCAAUGCGGAGGGGAUCAUUGAGUCUUCAUUCUCACCCGGCAAGUAUUCUGUGGAGCUUAGCUCAGUAGCUUAUGACCAGCAGUGGCGGUUUGAUAGGGAAGCCCUGCCAGCAGACCUAAUAAACAGGGGCAUUGCUGUUGAGGAUCCAGAUGCUCCCCAUGGCCUAAAGCUACUGAUCGAAGACUAUCCUUUCGCCAAUGAUGGUCUGAUCCUUUGGGAUGCCUUAAAACAAUGGGUUGCAGACUAUGUCAAUUACUACUACAAGGAUGCGAGCAUGGUACAGUCUGAUCCAGAGCUCCAAGCAUGGUGGACGGAAAUCCGAACCAAAGGUCAUGAGGAUAAAAAAGAUGAACCAUGGUGGCCAAACCUCCAAACACCCGACGACCUCAUUGGAAUUAUCACAACAAUAACUUGGGUAACCUCUGGUCACCAUUCCGCAGUCAACUUUGGACAAUAUGCUUUUGCUGGUUACUUCCCCAAUAGGCCUUCCAUUGCUAGAACCAAUAUGCCCUGUGAAGAACCAACAGAAGAAGGAUGGCAACGAUUUUUGGACAAUCCCAAUUCUGAACUCUUGGCAUGCUUCCCUUCAAAGCUACAGGCAACAAGGAUUAUGGCCACUUUAGAUCUGUUGUCAGAGCAUUCCUCAGAUGAGGAGUACAUAGGAAAGGAUAGGAAGCUAACAUGGGAUGAAGAACCGGUUAUAAAGGAAGCAUUUAACCGGUUUUCUGCAAAGUUAGAGGAGUUGGAAAGAACUAUUGAUGAUAGGAAUAAAGACAACAGUUUGAAGAACAGAAACGGAGCUGGGGUGGUUCCAUAUGAGCUCUUGAAGGGAGUUCCAUACAGCAUCUCCAUUUGAAGCUAUAAUAUGUAGAUGUAGCUUUGGGAGUGAAGUUUCAAAUCCAUUGUAUGGUAGAGAUAAUAACUGACGUAACAUCCAUGAGACAUUGGACUGAUAGUAAGUAUUGAAUAAGUGCAAUGGAAUCUAUUGACACGGAGUCAACAAUAA
Messenger RNA from Vitis vinifera (wine grape), 2904 nucleotides. Its product is annotated as linoleate 13S-lipoxygenase 2-1, chloroplastic. Gene Ontology annotation, biological process: lipid oxidation. Gene Ontology annotation, molecular function: protein binding; metal ion binding; oxidoreductase activity, acting on single donors with incorporation of molecular oxygen, incorporation of two atoms of oxygen. The record is from RefSeq and is a predicted model, not a curated record. Lineage: Eukaryota; Viridiplantae; Streptophyta; Magnoliopsida; Vitales; Vitaceae. The transcript is spliced from 9 exons. The coding region runs from base 16 to 2754 and encodes 912 amino acids.